AUGCCACAUCAAGGUACCAGAUUACUUGGAUAUUCGCCUCAAAGAGAUAAAGUUAGUCACGAAAGAAAUAUUAAAUCGCCUUCCAGAAGUUCGGGGAGUUACAGGAAAUCACCCACCUCUCACUUGGACCACUCAAAACCCAAGCCGAGGUACCACUCGCCUAUAAACGAUUCAUUUUCUAGACCUCGACAUUCUCCGGAAAAAGAUAGGAACAGUUAUAGUCAGAGACCGUUCUCAAAAGGUCCUGAUAACUAUGAACCUCCGUAUUUUUCACAUAAAGUAGACAGGCGUAAUUCGCCUCAAACUAAUAGAGAUAGAUACUAUUCUUCUCCAUUACAUCACAUAGAUCGUUGCCAGGAAGAUUAUGCAAGAGCAAAUCAAAAUAAUUUAUCCAAGGAUAUUGAUAAUCAGUACAGUUAUCAUCAGCAAAACCACCAACCGUCGGACUUUUCUUAUAGUUCGUUUCCCAAAGAACCCAGACCGCGAUCGCCUUUUGAAAAGGAUAGGUAUAUUUCACCGCCGAGAGGCACCGAAUUCUCGAGAAGAUCAGAAGAAAGGAAACCGCUAUACAGGGAAAAUAGGAAAAGUCCACCGCCGAGGUAUAAUGCUAGACAAAUUUCACCUCGCAGGAACUUCAGGCAGAACUAUGAUGAUAGGGAAAAUAGGCGUCGGUCUCCAGUGAACAAUAGCUAUAAAAAAUAUUCAGUAAGAGACUCAAGGAGGUAUUAAUUAAUAUAACUAAUCAUAGGUGUAAGCAAAUGUAAUUUCCAAGAUGAAUUAGAGUGAUAUGAAAAGUAAAAUCAUGUUCUCAGUA
Molecule: messenger RNA, 814 nt
Organism: Sitophilus oryzae (rice weevil)
Lineage: Eukaryota; Metazoa; Arthropoda; Insecta; Coleoptera; Curculionidae
Product: serine/arginine repetitive matrix protein 1-like
Exons: 3
Coding region: 1-729 (242 amino acids)
Source: RefSeq, a predicted model, not a curated record